Messenger RNA from Peromyscus leucopus (white-footed mouse), 946 nucleotides. RefSeq names its product peptide YY (gene Pyy). Lineage: Eukaryota; Metazoa; Chordata; Mammalia; Rodentia; Cricetidae. The transcript is spliced from 5 exons. Gene Ontology annotation, biological process: feeding behavior; neuropeptide signaling pathway. Gene Ontology annotation, cellular component: extracellular region. Bases 493 to 783 code for a protein of 96 amino acids. The record is from RefSeq and is a predicted model, not a curated record. Gene Ontology annotation, molecular function: neuropeptide hormone activity; neuropeptide Y receptor binding.
GCCUUCCCUCACCAGCCCGAGUCCAGUGAUGGCUGUAACGGGUUCAAACAGUGGCAUACACCUGGUCACCUGGCAUCACUCAGCCACAGAAGACACCUACGUCCUGAUUGGGGAUGCGAUUCCGUCUUGAGAGGGCAUUCUGUGUCAGAUUCGCUUCCUUGUGGCAGCUGUGGGGUGAACACAAGAUUCAGACAAGGCACCCCUCCAGAAGGCCCCCAAGUCGGAGGACGGGGGCUGCCCCCUCAGCUCCUGCGAGGUGGAGAGACAGCACGUCCUGGCUGGGUGUAAAGUCAGCGAUUGGCAGGGGUGGAGGGAGGGAGGAGACAAGCCCUCCCUUGGUGGAUCCCCUCCCCUGGAUUCCCCCUCCCUUUCCAAGUGGGAUAUAAGUCCCGCCGGGAAGCUCGGAGCAGAGGCCAGCGUUCAGGAGCUGUCCAGCACUCUAGCCUCCCCUGCCUUCCACCUCCUGCUCAUCUCGCUUCGGGAGCUGUCACUAUGGUGGCGGUGCAUAGGCCUUGGUCCGUCAUGGUCGGAGUGCUGCUAGUCCUUCUCGCCUGCCUGGGAGCGCUGGUGGACGCCUACCCCACCAAACCCGAAGCUCCGGGCGAAGACGCCUCCCCGGAGGAGCUGAGCCGCUACUACGCCUCCCUGCGCCACUACCUCAACCUGGUCACCCGACAGCGGUAUGGGAAAAGAGACAUCCCAGAAACUCUACUCUCCAAACUGCUCUUCACCGAUGACAGCAAAAACCUCCCCAUCAGGCCAGAAGGUGCCUACCAAUGGUGAAGACCCCCGAGACCUCCUUCGAGAUGUGGAGAUGUGCUAACUAUACCGACUUCAUUUGCAUACUUGGUUUGAAGAGAGGGCUCCAUUCCAUAUCUUGGUGUGCCGGGCGCCCAGGCUUGAGGGCGGUGUGUGUUCAUUUCCCUGUCCCCAAAUAAAAAGCAAA